CAACCUCUGCAUUUGAGGGUAAAUCCUCAUCAAAAUGUGAAUAUGUUUUCACUCGUAUAUAUAUAACGCAUCCAAGGACGGAGUAAAAUUAUCACGUCACCGUUAAUUCCUCCAAUUUAUCAAUGGCGGUAGCAAUUCCAUCUCCGGCCGCCGCCGAGAAGAAGCACUGGUGGCUCACUAACCGAAAGAUGGUGGAGCGACACGUGAGGGAAGCGAGGAUGUUGAUCGCGACGAAGGAGCAUAGCGAGAUCGCGGCGGCGCUUCGCCUCCUCGAUGCGGCGCUGGCGGUGGCGCCGCGCAUGGAGGUGGCGCUCGAGAUGAAGGCGCGGAGCUUGCUCUACCUCCGCCGGUUUAAGGAGGUGGUGGAAAUGCUUCAGGACUACAUUCCGAGUCUGAAAAUGGCUAUCUCCGACGACGCGUCGACCACCAGUUCAUCCGAUAGCGCUUCGGCUCACCUGUCUAGGGAGGGAGCCUCGCUCCUUUCCUCCGGCGGCGGAUCCGAGCCGGCGUGUACAUGCUUCUCUGUCUCCGAUUUGAAGAAGAAAGUUAUUUCCGGUUUGUUUAAGAAUGUCGAGGAAGCUGGCCAAUGGAGGUACUCGGUGUUAGGUCAAGCGUGCUGCCACCUAGGUUUAAUGGAGGAUGCAUUGGUACUCCUCCAGACCGGAAAACGCCUCGCCACCGCCGCAUUCCGCCGGCGGAGCAAUUCUCUCACCGACGACAUCUUCUCCUCCAUCAAUCACCCCUUCUCCGGCGACAAUCACGAGCCGAAAAGGCCUCCGAAGACCGAAUUCGAGAGCAUCUCGCGCCUCCUCUGCCACACCAAGCUCCUCAUCCGCCGCAAGACGGCCGCGCUAGCCGCACUCGACGCCGGACUCUACGCCGAAGCCGUCAGGCACUUCACGAAGAUCCUCGACGGCCGCCGCGGCGCGCCGCAGGGGUUCCUGGCGGAGUGCUACGUCCACCGCGCCUCCGCCUUCAGAUCCGCCGGCCGAAUCGCAGAGGCAAUCGGCGACUGCAACAGAGCCCUAGCGCUGGACACAUCCUGCAUCGACGCGCUCGCCAUUAGAGCCACAUUGUUUGAAUCGAUCAGGUGCUUCCACGAUAGCCUCCACGAUCUCGAGCAUUUGAAAUUACUCUACAAUUCGAUUCAGCGCGACCGGAAAACCCCAGGGCCUGUUUGGAAGCGGCAGAAGGUCCAACACCGGGAAAUUCCGGGCAAAUUGUGCUCGGUGGCAGCUAAAAUCCAGCAGCUGAAGCAGCGUCUCGCCUCCGGUGAAACCGGAGGCCUAGACUAUCACGCAUUGAUCGGAUUGAGGCGAGGCUGCUCUAGGUCGGAAUUGGAAAGAGCUCAUUUGCUGCUGAUGCUGAGACACAAGCCCGAUCAAUCGUGGAAUUUCAUGCAUAAAUGCGAAUUCGCGGAUGAGAAGGAUGUCGAUUCGGUGAGGGAUGGCGCGAAGAUGUCGGCUUUGGUGUUGCACAGAAUGAUUCAGAGGGGUUAUGCUAGUUUAAUGGCGGCAAUUUUGGAGGACGAGGCGGUGGAGAAGCAACGAAACAACGCAGCGGAAGGGAAUACGUCGUUUCAAGGAGUGUUUUGUCGGGAUGUCGGAAAUUCGCUUUCUCACACGCGGUUCAAUCAUCCGAUCCCACUAAAAUAUGAGGCGCUCAGUUGUUAAUUAAUACGCUCGAGAUAUUCGAUCA
Salvia splendens (bonfire salvia) is the source of this 1698-nucleotide messenger RNA. RefSeq lists its product as uncharacterized. The record is from RefSeq and is a predicted model, not a curated record. The coding region runs from base 123 to 1673 and encodes 516 amino acids. NCBI's taxonomy places the organism in Eukaryota, Viridiplantae, Streptophyta, Magnoliopsida, Lamiales, Lamiaceae. Gene Ontology annotation, molecular function: protein binding. The transcript has 3 exons.